Molecule: messenger RNA, 2339 nt
Organism: Pararge aegeria (speckled wood butterfly)
Lineage: Eukaryota; Metazoa; Arthropoda; Insecta; Lepidoptera; Nymphalidae
Product: mucolipin-3-like
Exons: 2
Coding region: 150-1934 (594 amino acids)
Cellular component (GO): lysosomal membrane; plasma membrane
Molecular function (GO): NAADP-sensitive calcium-release channel activity
Source: RefSeq, a predicted model, not a curated record
GUCAAGCUGGCAGUGUGUCAUUUACUUUCCUGCAUCUUCUUGUGUCAAUGUCAUUUUUUGAAGAAAUGAUAGUUGAAACAUGAAAAACUUGUCGAAAACAACAAAGGAAAAAAGGGAAAAAAUCGAAUGAAUACGUGAAAUUAGAAGACAUGACGUCUCCCGAAGGACACCUGGAUUUAGAAGAUGGGCCUAAAGAGGAAGGAAACAAUGUAUCCAACCACGAAAGUUCUAGAAAUCAGUCACCUUGGUCGGACACAACUACGAGAUCACUUGCCCAAGUGGAAGAAAAAAUGCGUCGUAAACUAAAGUUCUUCUUUAUGAACCCCAUUGAAAAGUGGCGAGCGAAACGUAAGUUUCCUUAUAAAUUUGUCGUUCAGGUGAUUAAAAUAGUGCUGGUGACUCUACAGCUAUGUUUGUUUGCACACAAUAGAUAUAACCAUGUUAACUAUACUUGGGAUAACCGGAUUACUUUCUCACACUUAUUCUUAUUGGGCUGGGAUUCCACUCGGGAAAUUAAUGCCUAUCCACCAGGAGCUGGACCCUUGGCUGUGUACAAAGUUGACGAGUUCUACAAUAGCUUGGAUUAUGCUUAUGCUGGCUAUUCAAACUUGACUAAUGCCAUUGGACCAUAUUCCUACAAUGAUGAAAACAAUAUAAAACCUGAACCAGAGUUCUGUCAAUAUUACUACAAAAAAGGUAUUAUCAAUGGCUUUAAUGAGAGCUACGAGUUUAAUGCUGAAAUUGAGAGUAAAUGUGUUAAUUUUACAAAUGUUGAAGCAAAACUAUUUAAAUCACGACAAUAUUUACAGGAUGCCGGACUAAAAGUUGAUUUUGCUGCUCUGGUAAGAGCAGAGUUACAGUUUUCCCUAAAAACUAUAAAUUUUAGAGCAGCUGGACCUAUAACACCACCUGAUUGCUUUAGAUUUGAAUUACGAAUUGUAUUUGAUAAUGAAGAUCAUGAUGGACAAAUGUCAUUAACUUUAGAGGCUGAACCACACAAGUUAACUUGUAAAGGUGACAAGACUUAUAUCACAGAUAAUAAAAUUGACCAGAUUCUUAGAAGCAUUCUUAAUAUAUUGGUCAUUUCGAUAUGUAGUGCAUCACUGCUGCUAUGCAGUAGGGCUAUUUAUAGAGCGCAGUUGUUAAAAGGGCUCACAUGCUCAUUCUUCAGAAGAGCUUACAAUACUGAGCUUAGUUUAGAUGGUCAGUUGGAAUUUCUAAAUGUUUGGUACAUUAUGAUUAUUGUCAAUGACAUUUUGAUCAUAAUGGGCUCUGCCAUGAAAGAGCAAAUUGAAAGGAACCAGUUUACAUAUGACGAGUGGAAUGUUUGUUCUCUAUUUUUGGGGGUCGGGAACCUCUUAGUCUGGUUUGGUGUUUUGCGUUACCUUGGCUUCUUCAAAACUUACAAUGUUGUUAUAUUGACACUGAAAAAGGCUGCACCAAAAAUAUUUAGGUUCUCUUGCUGUGCUUUAUUACUGUAUGCUGGUUUCACUUUCUGUGGGUGGCUUGUGCUUGGGCCAUACCAUAUGAAGUUUAGAUCUUUAGCAACAACUUCCGAAUGUCUAUUUUCUCUUAUAAACGGUGACGACAUGUUUGCUACCUUUUCCAUUAUGUCCAAGAAAUCACCAAUGCUGUGGUGGUUUAGUAGAGUAUAUCUCUACUCUUUCAUAAGUUUAUAUAUUUACGUAGUUCUAAGUCUUUUCAUCUCAGUUAUUAUGGAUGCUUAUGAUACUAUCAAGCAAUAUUAUAAAGAGGGUUUUCCCAAAAACGAUUUGCAACAAUUCAUUGGAGAAACUAGUAUUGAGGAGGUUUCUUCUGGCUUGUACAGAACACAAAGUUCAUCGUCGCUAAAUAUGAAUUCUCUUUUUUGUUGUAAUUUUUAUAGAAGAGCUUACUCCAAAAUUGGUGGUAGACAGUCAAACGUUAACUUGUAAUAAAAUCUGUUUAGUUCAAUUAAACAAAAAGUAAGCUGUGCCAAAAGCAGCUUUAUUUCAGUGACUAUUAGGUGGAAUAUAUUGUACACCCUUUGUACCCAGCAAGUAAAAUUGAAAAUUUUGUACUACUUGCUUGAAGCUAUUGCAGGCACUAAAAGUAUGUAUUUUAUUUGGUAGCCAAUAAAACCCAUGUAAAUAUAAAUCAUGGUUGUAGCUAAUAGUGGAAGAUUAUAUUUUGUAUUAGAUAAUAGUUGUAAAGGUCGCAAAGCAAUAUUACGUAAUAAUAUUAAGUUUUAAUAAAUUUAAGCACCAAAGAGAAAUCAAAAUGUAGCCAUUCAGCUAGUUUCUGAACCUACUUAUUUGAUAUUUAUGUAAAUUUGGCAUGUGAUAUAUUACAUAUUAUGA